CGUCAUACAACUCUCCUAUUCAAGAUGGCGGACAGUCACAUAUUCCCUUCUAUGUAAAUAAAGUAUCAGGAUAAACGACAUCUAAGCUAUGAGAUGCCACACGAUCGUGUGACUGUUUUUAGUGGAUAAUCAUCUGAAAAGUAACGUUAGUUAUAUUACAAGGGAUGACUGAUAAUGGCAAUAUAGCUAAGCUGAACUGAGGGAUGGAGAGUGACUGCAGGAUUCCCAUGUCAUGUUUAAGACCCAGAGUUCUGGUCCUGCACAUACUUUUCUGGGGAUUGGUGUCUCUCAGGGUGUUUGGGGCAGCAUUUCUUGGUGAGGAGAAGUCCACAGUAACAAAGACGGUGACCAUGCCAUGUUGGCAGGUGGAAGAGUUUGUAGUUGCGAGCGACUGCACUUUGUGUACUGCUUUUCAAACGAAGACGCUAAUUGCCUGCAUCCAGACAGGAUACGUAGAGAGGAUUAACUGUACCAAGUCCAACAAAGAUGAGUACAAAAGCUGCCGCUCAGCAGUGAUGGAGGAGCAUCUCUUUUGGAAAUUUGAGGGUGCCAUGUUAGGCCUUACUGUUUUCUUUGCACUCGUAGUGAUCGGCCGGCAGAGGUCUUUAGACCGCCAAGCCUCGGAAAAGGUUCGCAGGCAGAUUGAAUCUAUUUAGUGCUCAGAACUCUAUUGAUAAGUAUUACACAUGUGAUGAGCAGCUCUAAAGCGCUCCAGAGUUACAGUGAUCAUCAUUUUGUCGGUGUUCUAGCACUGCUAUAGUAGCCAGUGUAACUGGCCUGGGGUAACAAUGGGAUCACUGGACACUUGUUGACAAAGCUCGUCAUAUGAGGAUGGAUGGACUCAAUGUUUUUUGUUUUAACUUUGACAUUCAAUGUAGAUGUUAAUCUGUAAAGGCAGAUUGCUCUUUCCAUGCAACAUCUUUUCACACAAGUUGCUCAUGAUAUUCUACAGUGAACUCCUAACUGUGAACCGCCAGGAUUUAAUAAUGAAGUCAGCAUCUAAAUCAACAGGCAGUAUAAUAGAAAAGAUUAACAGUUUGCUUACUUGUUGGAUUUUCUACUUAAGAUUUUCUGUUCCAGCUGAUACUACAUGUUCACACUAACACUGUACUGAUCUUAUGUAAAGGGAGACUCCAUUUUGACAUUUGCUCCAAAUUAAAUUGUAUUAUGUUUAGAAUUCUGCUAAAUAUUAUUUGCCCUGGAACUGUUGUACUGAGAGAUGUUCAUUACAAAUUAAUCUGACCCUGCUUUACUGUGUGUUUUAAUAAGUGUGUUGCAAAUCAAAUUACAGGGAAUAUAAACAUGGACACAGGAAUCAGGUUGUUGUUUGUUUCUUUGUUUUAUUGUAAAUGUAAAAAAAAAAAAGAAAAAAAAAGAUCAUUUUCACACGCUUAUGAAUUGUCCCACAGGAACCUGUAAAUGUUCUAGUUUGCUCUAAUUUUACUGAUCAUGUGAAGACAUCCAUAUAUUCCACUUUCUCACAAAACAGUUUUUUUUUUUUUUUUUAAACAAAAGUCUGAAUUUUGUGGUUUUGUUUUUGAUUCCAGUCCGUUAUGAUUUUGGUUCUGAAACAUGGCUUCUGCUUAAUUACAAGUGUUUGCUUGUCAUGUUGUACGUAGUCUUCAGUGUGUCUCAGCACCAGUUUGAGGUUUUAUUUAUGGAGUAUUUUGAUACAUCCCAGGCACUGCACAUAUUGCUGCUGACCGUCAAUCUAAAACAUAACUAAACUUUAUUAUAUAGGUUAAUUUGCAUAUGUUACUUUUUAAAUGAGCUUAUUGUUAAUUGUUGGAUAUGUCUAAUUCUUUUUUUUUUUUUUUUUUUUUCCUCCCCGCACAAGCAAAAGCUACAGCCUUUGGUUUCAGGUACAUGGCUGAUCUCUUAAUAAGCCAUGCCUGUCUGCUCAUGUGUUUGCUCUGGCAGUGUAAAGCAAGUUUGAAAAAGUUGAGUUUUAUCAAAUUCAUUGAUGCAAUGAAGAAAAGGGUGCAUGCUGUUUUCUCUUUCACCAGUUUUAUUGGUCCACCUGACUGUAGAUUAUGUAUUUUUAUGAAAGAUGUGAGACAUUUCCUGUUCUCUGUAUUUAAAAGGGGAACUGUGGAAUAAACCAAAUAGAAAGAAUUACUGCUGUGUAAUUUGUGUAAUUUUCUUCUUUUUUUUAACAAUAUGUUGAUGUUUUGGUAUUCUUCAUAAAGCAAAUUAUUUUCAGGUAAGGACUAUUUGGCAAGCAUUUUAUACCACUGUAAUGUGAGAUUUGCAUUUUGACAGGAACAGAUUUAGCAAUGCUGAGAUUCUCUCAGUGAAGAGUAAUAUUUUACCAUUUUGCACUGUUAGGGUAAAAUAUGCAGAAAACAAAUAAUGUUUUUUUAAUGUGUAUGCAUGUGCAGGAAACAGAAAAAGACUGUGAUGGUCAACUCACGUACGGAAUACAUGCAAAAAUGGGCAAGCAUGACUGUGUUUGUCUGUUAUUAGACAGAACAGAAUUAUUGUUCUCCUUCACUUCACAUGUCCACACUCCAGCAAAGCAGUUAAAUUUUUUC
Molecule: messenger RNA, 2534 nt
Organism: Ictalurus furcatus (blue catfish)
Lineage: Eukaryota; Metazoa; Chordata; Actinopteri; Siluriformes; Ictaluridae
Gene: jtb
Product: jumping translocation breakpoint
Exons: 6
Coding region: 204-656 (150 amino acids)
Biological process (GO): mitotic cytokinesis
Cellular component (GO): centrosome; membrane; midbody
Source: RefSeq, a predicted model, not a curated record